Molecule: messenger RNA, 732 nt
Organism: Didymodactylos carnosus
Lineage: Eukaryota; Metazoa; Rotifera; Eurotatoria; Philodinida; Philodinidae
Source: the annotation of a GenBank genome assembly
AUGCACAUUUUUCCAUCAGAAACAACAUAUAAAGAGAAAGUAGUGGAUUUUAUUAAAUUAUUACCAUUGAAUGUUAAUGAUUUGCCGCACUUUUAUAUCUUUGCGUCGCCGAAAUCAUACAAAGAAAAUUAUGAUUACGAAACUCAACCGGAGAAAAUACUUCACAAUUCACGUGAAUGGGACCGUCCUUAUGUUGGUGGAAGCCGUAGUUCAUCAAGUGUUUUGCUUAGUGCACUAUGUGCGUUACGAAUGUUUUUCCAUCCGAUCAAUGAUAUUGAAGAUGGUGACGAAGCAUAUCGAAACGCUUUACUUCAUGUCGGUUAUCGAAAAGCCCUAGAAGCUCAAUUUUUUAUUCAUUUACGUGAAUAUCUUUUUUUUCCAGCUGUUCUAGCUUUGAAACAUGUGAUGGAAGGGACCGUGUUUAAAUUUGAAAAACAAUUAUUAGCUGCGUCUUUAGCCGACCUGUUGCGUUUAUUUUGUUCACCAGCUGUUAGAGACGAACAUAUUUUGUAUUAUACGCCAUUAUUAUUUAGUUGGUUACUAAAUAAAUGCAACGUGGAAUCAUCGGAGACCGAUUCAUUUCAAAUAGUCGAACUCAGACAGCAAACAACAACCAUGGCUUAUUUUGUUAAUCCAAUAACGCGGCCGGGUAUAAAGAAAAACAAUCAACUGUUACUUGAAGAGUUGACAGAAGAAAAUGAUUUGCACUGUAUUCGUCAUUUAGGUAAGUAG